Molecule: messenger RNA, 4089 nt
Organism: Lymnaea stagnalis (great pond snail)
Lineage: Eukaryota; Metazoa; Mollusca; Gastropoda; Lymnaeidae
Source: the annotation of a GenBank genome assembly
CACAGGGGAUCGUUGUGUCACUGUUUAGGUCAUUCAAUUCUCAAAGUAACUAUAUAAUUGAUAUUUUUUUUAAAAUCUCAUUACAAUUGUGGCUUUAUUAUUUAAAAAAAAACAACAACACUUUUUAACUAAUUAUUAACCUUAAAAAUGUCAGACACUUUUACUAGUAAACGAUAACAAAAUAAAAUGAGGUGUGAAAUUUAUUGAACCAAGUUAAAAGGGAACAACAUAAAAUAAAUAAUUUAGGAUUUUCCCAGAGGAAUAUUUCCGUUUCCAUUGACCUGUCAAUAAAUCAGCAAGUUGUAUUUAUUUUGUUUUGUCUUUUAAUUUACCCUUGUCAGUAAUAACAUUACAAUUAAUCAAAGGAAAUUUGUUAUAAUUUGAAAAGAAACCUUGAAAAUGUUCAAGAUAAUCUCAUUGUUAAAAUAGAAAAUUUAAUUUGACUACCCUUAAAUUUAUCCCAUGCUAGUCAAUGGAAGAGAAAGGAAUUUUUAAAUGGCCUUGCCAUAUGUUUACACUUCAAAACCUAUUGUAUUUUGUUUAUUACAAAAUUUUAGUUCCAUUGAUAAUAGCUAUAUUGUGCUAACCUUUAACCCACUUGAAAUGACCUUAAAAUACUUAUUUCAUUUCUAAAACUGAUCGAGGGAAAGUAUUUUAUAUCAUAAACCAUCAUAUUUUUAUUGUGUAAAAUAACUUUUUUUCUUUGCUAGUUUUAAAUUUAUUCGUAAGUAAAUUAAUCAUGGUUUUAAUUUCCACAAUAAACAUACGUCUGAAGAAAUUUGUAUUAAAUACAAAGCAUUGACAUCGUAAAGCCGGCCCCUGUGGGGAUUGGGGGGGGGGUGGGGGUUAAGGCUAGCCCGGGCGGCUUUCUUUCUCUUUCCAAAUGCAGAGCUUUUUCGUGCCAGAAGAGUAGCGAAACUAUUGGCCCAACCUUAGCAAUGCAGCUGAUGUUGAGAUCCAAAAUUAUUUUACUUUCGUGUAGGUUUUCCCAAAGCACCGUUUGUUAAUUAUGAUCAGACUGAUGUGAAGAAAAGGAUAUCUGAUUAAAUUUUAGUAUACUCCUAAUUCAUAUAGAACGAUUUAGAAAAUGCAAAAGAGAAGAAAGAUUUAAAUAACACCGAGAGACUUCAUCCCAUUCAUAUUCAGUUGAUAAACUAUCAACACAAAAAAGAAGGAGUUGCGAAACUAAUAUACUAAAAAAAUCGAUGCUUUUAAUAUUUAGAGAAAUCAAAAUGUUUACCAUUUGUGAAAUGUUCUGUUAACGGGAUUUACUCUAGGAUUAAUGAGACGUACACAUUUCGUUUUAGUUACACAUAAUUUUUGUAUCUCAUUAAUCUACUUGAAAUUUUUAUUUUUAAAGUUAUCGCAGUCCAACGCUUUUAUCAUUUAUUACAUCAUUUAAAUACAGGUUUUUAAGAAAGUCCAAUUUAUAUAUAUUGUAAAUAAAAGAAGAACUUUAAAAACAUCAUUUUUCGAUGGCCAUGUAAUAUGCCACAGAUCCAAAGGACAAGACAGCACAUUGUUUGAGAACACCUGGAACAUUCAAUAAUACAUGAUGGACAUGAUAAAACAAGGAAUUUAAUCAAAUUUGAUCGCACUUUGCUUUCUCGUGAUAUAUUUUUAUUUAACAAUUUUCUUCUAAUAUCCUCAGAUUAAUUUAGAAUCAAAAAGAUAUAAACACCAGCAUGUUGACAAAACCAGAAAUAGCCUGUGCCAUCAUUGAAGGUAUAGCAUCCGUUAGAGAAGAUGAAGAACUUCAGGAUUUCGUUGUUGAAGUUGAAGGCACAGAAUUUAAAUGUCAUCGUCUGAUACUCAGCGCGUGUUCUGGAUUUUUCCGUGGUCUUCUCAGGUCUGGGAUGAAAGAGUCGCAGGAACAUAGGACAAAGCUUGAUGGCGUCUCCAUGGAAACGUUCACAGCCAUUUUAGAAACUCUCUACACCGGAUGUGACAAUCUGACACGUGACAACAUAAGAAGUGUCUGGUUGGCUGCAGAUCAAUUUGAAAUAACACCUGUCUUUGAUAAUUGUGUAAAUGUCAUUAAAAAAAUAUUUGCAAUACAACUGUCAUUUCUUAUUGGAUAGUAGCAUCUCAAAUGAUGCACCAAAAUACCAUAGAACUUUGCGAAUCGUUUCUCAUAAACAACACAACUUUAGAAAACUGGGAAAUUAUAUAUUCCACUGCACACAGCUUGGGAUCAAAAUUUAUUUUGUCACAUUUACGAGAUUUUAUUAAGAACAAUUAUCAACACGUCAUCAAAUCCAAUGCUUUUCUACAUCUUCGGGAAAACGAUUUAAUUGAAAUAAUAAAAAGUCAAGAUCUGGUUGUGCCUAAAGAAGAUGUUGUCAUUGAGUCUAUUCUAAAUUGGGUCAAAAAUGGGAAUCAAAGUAGAUCUGAGACGACGGCUGAAGAUCAGAUUGAUGAUGGAAGUAGUGUUUCAGUUGAAAAUGAACAAAGCAGACAGACUGAAAAAAACUUACGACAAUCACUAGACCAAAAUAAAAUUGUUGGAUGCAAAGGGAAGAACGCAGCAUUAAAAUUGGCAAAUAUAAACAAAAAUCGCUUGAGAUGUCUUGAACGUUUCCUUUCAGAAACAAGAUUGUGCCUUGUUAGUUCUAUCACUCUGGAAAAAUUAUCACGUGAUAAUCUAUUAAUGGACAACAAAAGAAUCCGGGCAAUGGUGAUGGACGCCGCCUUAUAUAAGUCUAUGGGACAACAACAUGGUCAGAGUCUGAAGGCAGCCGUUCAUAGAAGUUGUAGUGGCUUAACGAAUGUUGGAGUCGUAGGUAGACAAUAUGGAAAUUUUAAUACUUUUUCAUUUCAACCUGAAUUUCAAUGGCUAAACCUUUCAAAAUGUACAUUUCUGGUCAACUGCACCUGUGUGAAAUUAAUUGCAUACCAGACAUAUUUUAUUGCUGUCGGUGAUUUAGUAGAGUAUAGCAGCGUGUGUGUUUUUGUACAAAAUGAAUGGCGUGAACUCAUGAUUCUAUCAAGUCACGGAUGGCUGGGUGUAGCUGUUGAAGAAUUUAUCUAUUUAAUUAAUUCUUCUAAUCAACAAAUAAAAAGAUUUGAUCCAAGAAAUUUUAACUGUCUACUUGAAGACUUCAUUAGUUUCCCCAAACAGAAUAAAAUAGAACACGUCUGUUCAUUUGAUUUUUUCAUACUUGCAUUCUGCUCAGAGGAAAUUGACGAGACAGCUGUACAUUGUCUUGACACAAGGUCUCAGACAUGGACAAGACUUGACAGCCUGGAAGGAUCAGCCAACAAUAUGCAUAGUUUCAGAGAAGAGAAACAAUUAUAUAUUCUACAAGCUAAUGGCAACCUUUGGGAAAUUAACAUAGAAGAGAUGAAUGGGGUACAUUUAAAGUUAGUUGAGGUUCUUUGGCAGGGCACAUCCAAAGUGUUUGGCGUCAUCUAUAUUGACGAACGUCUUUGCCUUUGCUUUAGUAAAGAAUCAGAGAAUGAUGUAGCCUCGUCGUCAACUUCAAAACUUUUUGCUAAGAUCAGCAAUGUCUUUAGUCCAACUCAAUUUCUUCCGUGGUCUAAUAUUGUACCCGCAGUCGUAAAGUCACAUUCUAGGUAAUCAUUUGCCUUGAGAUAUCGUAAAAAUUGAAUUAUUUCACUAAAUUUUGUAUGUCAAAAAAACAGAAAAUGGCUUGCAAUAGUUGGAUGUAGUUAAACACAGGCGUCGAACAGACAAAACAUUGACACAGAAACCUCAGUAUUUGCGAUUUGGGUGCUAACUCUGAACGCGCUUUUAACUUGGCUGACUAUACUCUAAUCCCCUCUGUGACUUUCUCUUUCGUUUUCUCAUCUCUCUUCUUCCCACUUUAUCAAAAUACAUUCGAAAAGUUUCAAUCCCUCCCACACAUGUCUAUUUAAAAUACUGUAAUCUUCCCUAAUACAAUAUUAUAAAAACAGAUCGUGUUCGUAAAGUACAAUUUUGCUCUCAAAAUGACUUUAGACAGGGUGGCUCUGGUAGUACAUAUGAAAGUUGAAAUUAUCAGUGUAUUUCAUCUAUUAGGUUAAUAUAGAGUGACAGAAAAAAACUAUGUUGACACAGUUAUGAGUGUUAUGAAAUAUAUCAAUACC